Messenger RNA from Sinocyclocheilus grahami, 1474 nucleotides. RefSeq lists its product as uncharacterized. The transcript is spliced from 9 exons. The record is from RefSeq and is a predicted model, not a curated record. The coding region runs from base 1 to 738 and encodes 245 amino acids. NCBI's taxonomy places the organism in Eukaryota, Metazoa, Chordata, Actinopteri, Cypriniformes, Cyprinidae.
AUGGAGAGCAUCAAUGUGAUGUGUGCGGAGAUUCAGAUCACAGACGGGUUUGAGUUCAGAGUUCCUGCUGACAGAUUCACUCUCUUCCAGCAGUCUGACUGUGAGAGUGUGUUUCAGUCCUCAAACUACACCAUUAUUCACACACGCAGACCCACACGCAGAGACAGACACACACACACGGACGGGUUUGAGUUCAGAGUUCCUGCUGACAGAUUCACUCUCUUCCAGCAGUCUGACUGUGAACCGCUCUGGUACUCACAGGAUGGUCGUCUGAUAGCACAUCCAGCGAAUCCUCUGAAACUGAUUGCUCCUGUUAUUUCUGUCUCAUCUGAUCGUCUCGUCACGUCUCACUGUGUGAAUGAACUUCGUCACAGGAUCUACUGCGAUGCUUCAGGAUUCAGUCUGGACACCAUCUUCAGAGCGAGGAAUGAAACUGCAGCGACUCCAGACUCAGAGGUUCUGAAUGAAGUGACUCCAGAUCUCCAACAUUCAGAUCAGCUGUGGUGGAUUUCUGCUCUUCUCAUUGUCAUUCUUCUCCUGGUUUUGAUCUGUUUCUUGCUGCGGAAAAGGAUCUUCAGGUGUUUUCAGAGCGAAGAGUGGUUCAUCUGUCAGCACGAAGCUCUAGACAACAGGGAUCUGGUGAUGCUCGGAUCUGAUCCUCCAGGAAUCAGUUCAGUGAAUCGAUUCAGUGAAUCGGCUCAAUCACCAUCUGAUGCUGAUCACGAUUCAAUGGUUUGAAUCAACAUCACGGCUCAUUUUAAUAUCUGUUCAAAUGGAAUGAGCGAUGCCUUGUUGUUUCCUUCACAUUGAAGCAGAAAGUCUAUUUCCAGACCCUUCACCGUCUCUGUUCCUCUCUGUUGACCUCCAGACGAUCUGCUGAGACUCUCAUGACCUUCAGGAGGCAGUUCAAGACUCUUUUUCUGCAUGCGCUUCACUGACCCACAGUCUUAAAUCAAGAAAAUUAUCUUAUGUUCUGUACGGGUUUAACGGUACAGGUAUUUCUUUGCCAAACAUUUUCAUUUUGGCAUGCAUGUAUAUCGGAACAAAUGCAGCUUUAGAAACAUUGAUCACAAUCAGCAUUAUCAUCUUGAGCUCUAUCUCUAGCUUUCAAAUUCUGUCUUCAGUUUUAUGAGAUUCAAACAGUAAACGUGUUUUUGCUGCUCUUUAAUGUGAAGUGAUGGUCUCUUUCUCUCUACUACUAGUUACAGCAGCAAAUAAACAUGAAUGAACAUCAGAACAAUCAGAGCAACUCUCUGAAUUCAAUCAUGAAUCAUGGAAUCCAUCAAUCAGUGAUUCAGCCGCAGAAAGACUUCAAUAAAACAGCAGCUUGAGAUCAAUAAUACCAACAGUUCAAUUUCUAAAUGAUGCACCUUAAUGUAAAUGUGUUAUAUUUGUAUUAAUUUGGGAGAAUAUUUAUUUUAAUUUUACUAAAUGCUAAUUUUACUUUAUUAAUUACUGAACAGAGUUUGUUCAA